Messenger RNA from Sphaeramia orbicularis (orbiculate cardinalfish), 2417 nucleotides. It is a transcript of the gene clcn6, whose product is annotated as chloride channel 6. Gene Ontology annotation, cellular component: lysosomal membrane; intracellular membrane-bounded organelle. The transcript is spliced from 21 exons. Gene Ontology annotation, molecular function: voltage-gated chloride channel activity. Gene Ontology annotation, biological process: chloride transport; transmembrane transport. The coding region runs from base 24 to 2411 and encodes 795 amino acids. NCBI's taxonomy places the organism in Eukaryota, Metazoa, Chordata, Actinopteri, Kurtiformes, Apogonidae. The record is from RefSeq and is a predicted model, not a curated record.
ACGCAUCAUCAGUCCCAGUGAAGAUGGCGUGUUGUGGAGGCUGUGUUUGUUGCCAGAGCUGCUGCAGAGGAGACACCCGGACACCAGAGGAGCUGACCAUCCUGGGAGAAUUCAGAGAUGAAGAAGAUGAAAUCCUACCGAGGAAAGACUAUGAGAGCCUGGACUACGACCGCUGCAUCAAUGAGCCCUACGUGGAGGUUCUGGAGGCCAUGGACAACAAGAGAGCCAGAAAGUAUGAAGCGAUUCGAUGGCUGAUGGUGUUCGCUAUCGGAGUCACCGUGGGUUUGGUCGGACUGUUUGUGGAUUUCUUCGUUCGCCUUUUCUCUACACUGAAACAGACUGUGGUCGGAAACUCUGUGGACCAGUGCAGUGUCAAAGGCUGCCUCCCUCUGUCUCUGCUGGAACUGCUGGCCUUCAACAUGACCUUCACUUUCAUAGCCAGUGUUCUGGUCCUGAUAGAGCCAGUCGCUGCAGGUUCUGGUAUUCCUGAAAUCAAAAGUUACUUAAAUGGAGUGAAAAUGCCUGGAAUCGUCCGUCUCAGAACUUUCCUCUGUAAAGCCACUGGAGUUCUGUUCGCUGUGGCCGGAGGUCUGUUUGUGGGUAAAGAGGGUCCUAUGAUCCACAGUGGGGCCAUAGUGGGAGCUGGCCUUCCUCAGUUUCAGAGCAUCACUUUUAAGAGGAUCAAAUUUGACUUCCCCUACUUCCGCAGUGACAGAGAUAAGCGGGACUUUGUGUCUGCGGGCGCCGCUGCAGGAGUGGCUGCAGCCUUCGGCGCUCCUAUAGGGGGCACUCUGUUCAGUCUGGAGGAGGGCUCAUCCUUCUGGAACCAGGCUCUGACCUGGAAAGUGCUCUUCUGUUCCAUGUCGGCCACUUUCACAUUGAACUUCUUUCGUUCUGGGAUCAACUUCAACAAAUGGGGUUCAUUCCAGCUGCCUGGUCUGCUCAACUUUGGAGAAUUCAAGUGUCCAGAGGGGGAUAAGCAGUGCCACCUGUGGACGGUGGUGGACCUGGCCUUCUUCGUCCUCAUGGGGGUGGUGGGGGGUCUGCUGGGGGCGCUCUUCAACUGCAUCAACAAGUGCCUGGCCAAGUACCGCAUCAAGCACAUCCACCCCAAGGCCAAGUUCAUCAGGGUUCUGGAGAGUCUGCUUAUCGCCAUGGUGACAACAGUUGUGAUCUUUGUGUCUUCUAUGUUGUUGGGCGAAUGUUUGGAUCAGUACGCUCCCACCACCCACAACAGCACAAGCGGUGCUGAAGACACCAACUCCACCCUCCGACACUACUUCUGUACCAACAACACCUACAAUGACAUGGCCACGCUGCUGUUCAACCCACAGGAAACUGCCAUCUACCAGCUGUUCCACCAGCACGGGACCUUCAGUCCUGUCACCCUGUCGGUCUUCGUCCUGCUCUACUUCCUGUUGGCCUGUUGGACCUACGGCAUGUCCGUCCCCAGUGGACUCUUCGUCCCCUGUCUGCUCUGUGGUGCAGCCUUUGGACGUCUGGUUGCCAACAUCCUCAAAGUGAAAGCGGGCAUGGACAUCUAUUCGGGUACCUUCGCUCUCAUUGGAGCUGCAGCCUUUCUUGGGGGCGUGGUCAGGAUGACCAUCAGUCUGACGGUCAUCCUCAUUGAAUCCACCAAUGAAAUCAGUUAUGGACUUCCCAUCAUGAUCACUUUAAUGGUCGCCAAGUGGACCGGAGAUUUCUUCAACAAGGGCAUCUACGACAUCCACAUCGAACUGAGAGGAGUUCCACUGCUGGAGUGGGAGGUGGAGGCCGAGAUGGACAAGCUGACAGCCAGUGACAUCAUGGAACCCAACCUGACCUACGUGUACCCCCAUACCCGGGUCCAGUCCCUGGUCAGUAUCCUGCGGACCACCGUCUACCACGCCUUCCCCGUGGUCACCGAGAACCGGCACAACGAGCAGGACUUCAUGAAAGGAAACAUCCUGGUCAGCAACAACAUCCGCUUCAAGAACUCCAGUGUGGUGUCCCGUGCGGGGGAGCAGCGGCGCCGCUGUCAGUCCAUGAAGUCCUACCCGUCCAGCGAACUGAGGAACGUCUGUGAUGAGCAGGCGGCGGCGGCGGCGGCAGAACCGGCGGAGGAGGGACAGGACCUGCUGCAGCAGAUGUUGGACAGGAGACAUGCUCCGUACCCUAACCUGUACCCGGACCAGUCCCCCAGUGAAGACUGGACCAUGGAGGAGCGCUUCAGACCACUCACCUUCCAUGGAGUCAUCCUGCGCUCACAGCUGGUCAGCCUGCUGAUCAGAGGAGUGUGUUACACCGAGAACCAGACGAGUGCCACUCAGCCCAGACUGUCCUACACAGAGAUGACAGAAGAUUACCCACGUUUCCCUGACAUCCAUGACGUGGACCUUGCCCUGUUGAACCCCCGCAUGAUAGUGGUAUGACCCACA